CGUUCAAUAUAGAAGAUCGGAUUGGCUAGCUUGACAUGGCUGCUGAAUGUAAACAAGCAAUCGGUAGACCUAUAGAACAGUUCAGUAGGAAAUAUGCUGCAGGUGAGACUGGGAGCUGUAGUUACCUGUCGCUUAUUUUCAACCAGUUGGAACCGCUAAAUAUGAUUGAAAAUGGAACGGUGGAUUUAACGAAAGAGGAACAACCGGAAAAUAACAAUACGCUUUCUGCUUUAAGCAAGAUCAAAGAUGACUGCGAUAAGGACAACGAGUCUCCGACUUGUUCGAAGACUGCCCCGUCGUCCGAAGCGGGCCGAUCGCGACCCGGAAAAUCGACUGGAUUACGGCUAAUAACAAAUUUCACUAAUGGUAGGGUUUUCCAGAAUAGUGAUUGUAACUUUAAUGACUUAAUUAGCGAAGGGCAGGAACAGUUUAUGUUAAGUGAUGGAAUGACCGAAGACGAUGAAGUGGACACGGUGCUGUUCAAACUCGCCCCCAUCCAGGACUACUCUAAUGCAUCCUCGUCAGGGGAUGUGACGCCAGACGCAGGUACAGACAGUGAUGGUCCUGACUCCCUCUCAUCUUCCUGUACGACUCCCUCGGAUUCUGAUAGUUGUAGUGGACGUAGAAAAUCAGCUUUAAAAUCACCAGGCCUACGCCCUGAUACCCCUAAUAGGAAAUCUGUCCGAUUUGCAGAUGCUCUUGGACUUGACUUAGAAACUGUGAAGCAUAUUCUUGAGGGCGAGUCACCACCAGAUAUCCCACAACAUGCCUUCAGAGAUCUUCAAAUCGCGUCAACAUCUAGUACUCGCGUUUCGUUAUCUUUAACAUUCCAACAACCAAGCGGUAAGUCGGAUUUUAUGCAUAAACUUUGGAAACAAAACGUCUGUCUUGAAAACGCAUUGAUAUCUGAUUUUAUGAUUAUCGGCACUAUAAAAGUAAUAAAUAUUGAUUAUCAUAAGAAGGUUGUCGUUCGGUAUACGAUAGACAAGUGGAGGACGUUUAAUGAAAUACUAGCUACCUAUGUACCUGGGUCUCACAACGGGCCCACUGAUCGAUUUUCAUUUGGUUUGUCGGUUCCACGGGACCUGCCAGAAGGCAGUUCCGUGUAUUUUGCCAUCAGGUACGAUGUUUCAGCGAAAAGGUAUUGGGAUAAUAAUGAUGGGAAAAAUUAUUCCUGUGUGUGUUACUGUGACAUGACGGACGACGCGAUAGGUGUUUCUGCAUGGACUCACUUUUUGUGAUUUAAAAUUAAAAAGAAACAAACAAAACAUAGGCUGCACCUACAUAUCCUGUUGAGUGCUGAUAUUUAUUUUUGCUGCGAGGAUGACAUAGCUUUUUUUUAAGAGAUAACCAAAGCAGAUCUUUGAGAGGCUUAAGAGGUUUUGAAAUUUCAACCGGGAUGGUUAGAAACCCAGCGACCCCUUCACAGUGAAUGAGUUACACUAACAAUCUGGCAUAUCCCUGUUUUUGUUAUGGAACGAUUCAUGCAUGGAUAAUCCCACUAAGAAGAAUGCAAAUAUAAUAACAAGUACUGCAUAUUCAUUGUGUUUUAUUUUGCAAUGUCAUCGUUCCGGGUGGAAGUGCCGUUGUUAAUUGCUGCUUGAUGGAUAGGCCUACUUUAAGAAUGUAGUAGGCCUAAACUUAAACGAACUAAUUUUCUAUACAGUGUUCGAGGUCACGUGAUAUGACGCUAAUACGUCAGGACAGUUGCCGUAAAUCAGAUACUCUUUAUACUCAAAAAUAAAUCCGUUUAAUCCCUUUGUAAUUCUCAACAACAUUUCACCUUUAAUUUGCGAAGAAUUAGAAGGACCAUUAUAGGGGAAGGCUGUGGCUACUGAAACAACCAGGAAACACUAGUAGGCCUAUGCAGAAUAGUAUCCGCUCAAAAAAGAAAUAGGAUAUAAAAGUAUUUUGAAGUGUCUGGAUCAUCUCUGGGUCAAAAGCAAAUCUCAUUAUGACCUUUAAUUUGCUUUACAAUUGCAUUGCGAAUUGACAUUUCAGACUGAACGAGUUGAAUGUUUAGUAGAUGAAUCACCAUCGCUUUAAAGUAGACCUAUUUGAUAUGCCCUAGAUAGUAUGGCGGCACACAUAAAUAGUCUGAAACGUUCUUCAUUCUGGAUCUGUCUGGUGUCCAAUGUAAUAUCCACUCGCUGUAAUAUUUCAAAGAUUGAUUUGCAUUAUCAAUUAACUACUUACCUGUCGCAAUCGCUAAUUGAAUAAUUGAGGCUCGGAUCCUUUUGUUUUAAGUCACCGCCGUACCGGUUACGUUGUUGCCAUAGUGAUCAUAAUAUGCGGCACAAAUAUCCUAUGCGCUAUAAAUAAGCAGAAAUAUCUCUCAUGGCUUUAUAUAAUUAAUUUGUUUUCGGAGUGAUAAUACAAUUGAGUGUUACUUAUUAGAGUAGUUCACGCAGUGUUCGGAAUGACGUACCAGUAACACGGUACCGGUAUUUAGGUCUAUAGUCAGGGAACAGAGAAAUUACAAUGUUCCCUGUUCUAGCUCGUCCAACAGCAAGUUGGAAUUCAGCAAGUUGGAACAGCAAGAAUUCAUCUAAAUAUCACCGAAAGUAAAUAGAUUUGUAUUUUCGUCCCACAACAGCAGCAGUGAGCAACUCGCAAAUUAGAGAGAAGAAACCCAUGAAUGUGGAAUUGAAAUUUAAGCACCUUAACUGCCAGUUAUAAUUCGUACGGUUUCAAACUAAGAGGUCUAUAUGACUAAUAUGUAUAUGUUUUUCACUUGACGAAAUACUGUACCUUGUCAGGGCGGUAUACUAGUGCGGCGCCUACGGUAUUCAAACGUCUACCGUAUGCUUCGAUUGAAAUGUACUAAUGAACCCGUUAGGGUUAGUGCCAACUCACCAGAAGGAACAGGCAACAAAUUGUAUUUUAAAGAUGGAUGUAUGCCACAUAUUUUUAAUACGGUGAAUGUUGUCCGAUUCAGUUGUUUGAGGACGAUAUAGAGCAGCUCGGGGUAGCGCAAUGUAGACCUAUCGUCUGCGUUUUUAGCAAUAAGGAACUGGAAAGUUAAAUGGACAUUUUCAAUUCCUAUAGAUUUAUUUAUCUAGGCAUCUAUAUUUCCAACGGAAUGAAAUAUUGUAUAUUUUAAAAGAUAGCGAAUAAUCAUAUAAAAGAUGUUUUUUUAAUAAUGGGAAUGUGAAUUUACAAAAAUGUCCCUUUUAUUCUCGUGUAAUUAAAUUUCAGUGUAUAAAGCCGAGUGCUGCACGACCGUCGGCCGACGAAUCCUCCGCUCCCUGUGAGCGAUAAACAACGUCACGCCGUCCGCUGAUUUAUCAGCGGCAGGCAGACUGAACGGAUCGUCAUUAAAAACGUUGCGCACACGUCGUGGCGUUGCAUUCUCAACAUAGCAUCGCGUCGGCCACGAUGACCGUCGGCUUAAGAUAUUUCAAUGUACAGUAUGUACCGUACUGCAUGAAGAAACGCAUUUUUACAGCAGUGUCAAUCGAUUUAUUCAACGUCAGUUUUUCGGCGGUACCAUUAACCUUCAUCAUCAGAUGAAGUGAGGCUUGGAGAAGUAUUGAUGCCUCCCAAAAGCUCAUGUUGAAUAAAUCGUUUUAAAUUAGUUUUUAAAAUGCUGUCGCUUGACUAUUAUUUGUAAUGUAUGCUCGUUCUUUCCAGGUUUGUACCCAACAUUAUAAAUUGUAUGCAUCUGAAUGUUAUAGGCCUAGAUUUAAAAUGAGUUACCAACGAACGCUUUCAAUUUUGUGUACUUCGACCAUAGAUGUAAAUUACUUGUGUGUAGCAAAUCAACAAAUUAUAAAAAGGAUCAUAGUUUUUCAUAGUACUUCCAGACUAUUAACGAUAACCAUAGGCCUCUCGCUCCCCUCCUUACGUUCGUUUCACUGCAGCUCCACUCACUCAAUGCACCUAGUUACGAAUUUGAGGGCCAGUUUUAAUAGGCCGGGGUUUAUUUAAACGUACAGUAAUGCUUCUAUGUUGUAAUUAUGUAUAGGCCUAUAUAUAUCCAGGUAUGUACAAAUUGUUUGGGCCUCCUGAUAAAAAUAUUGGUAGAAAUAAUACAAAAUAUAAUAUAUAUAACACUUUAUAUACUGGGAUAUAGGCAUAUAGGGUUAUAUAGG
This is a messenger RNA of Anneissia japonica, 4094 nucleotides long. Its product is annotated as protein phosphatase 1 regulatory subunit 3D-like. The record is from RefSeq and is a predicted model, not a curated record. The coding region runs from base 36 to 1241 and encodes 401 amino acids. Lineage: Eukaryota; Metazoa; Echinodermata; Crinoidea; Comatulida; Comatulidae. Gene Ontology annotation, molecular function: protein phosphatase 1 binding; glycogen binding. Gene Ontology annotation, biological process: regulation of glycogen biosynthetic process. The transcript has a single exon. Gene Ontology annotation, cellular component: protein phosphatase type 1 complex.